AUGGAGUUCAUUUUCUACUACUAUACCCCGUCUACUGCGGCGGCAGUCAUCUUCACUGUCCUAUUCGGGCUGAGCAGUCUUUUGCAUUUCUAUCAGCUCGUACGGACAAGGACAUGGUUCAUGAUUCCCUUCUUGGUUGGCGCAAUCUUGGAAACUAUUGGCUAUAUUGGACGUCUGCUUGCAUCCUUUGAGGCACCGGACUUCACAAAGGGGCCUUAUAUCAUGCAAAGCGCAUUGAUCCUGAUUGCGCCGGCUUUCCUUGCUGCGAGUAUCUACAUGACCCUCGGACGCAUUAUUUAUAUGCUUGAAGCGGAGAAGCUCUCCAUCAUCCGAGUAGGCUGGCUCACCAAGACAUUCGUCGCCGGCGAUGUGCUAUCUUUCCUGAUGCAGGCAUCAGGCGCGGGACUUAUGGUCCAAGGCUCUAAUCCAUCUACUGGUGAACACAUUAUUAUCGGCGGUCUCUUCGUGCAAAUCAUCUUCUUCGGUCUUUUCACAAUCAGUGCCAUUGUCUUCCAAUAUCGCAUCGCCAAGGCCCCAACUACCCGCUCGAUCGAGUUGAAGGGUCUCUGGAACCGCCACAUGAUCGCGCUCUACACAGCCAGCAUUCUCAUUCUUAUUCGAUCAGUUAUUCGUGUGGUGGAAUACCUGCAAGGUUAUGAUGGAUAUCUGAUGAAGCACGAGGUUUUCCUCUACGUCUUCGACGCCCUUCUCAUGUUCAUUACUGUGCUGGUUCUUCAGUAUGAGCACCCCAGUGAGAUCAACUGCUUGAUUGGUCGCGGUCAGAAGUACUCAGAGAAGGUUAUUUGGACACGCGAGUUUGUUCCAGCCUCUGCUCUAGAGAUGGGCCGGUCGGGAGAAGUUUGA
Penicillium subrubescens is the source of this 864-nucleotide messenger RNA. Its product is annotated as RTA1 domain-containing protein. Gene Ontology annotation, cellular component: membrane. The transcript has 3 exons. The coding region runs from base 1 to 864 and encodes 287 amino acids. NCBI's taxonomy places the organism in Eukaryota, Fungi, Ascomycota, Eurotiomycetes, Eurotiales, Aspergillaceae. The record is from RefSeq and is a predicted model, not a curated record.